Physella acuta is the source of this 3714-nucleotide messenger RNA. Its product is annotated as suppressor of tumorigenicity 7 protein homolog. The record is from RefSeq and is a predicted model, not a curated record. Gene Ontology annotation, molecular function: protein binding. Lineage: Eukaryota; Metazoa; Mollusca; Gastropoda; Physidae.
CAGGCUGUAGAUUUUUGUUUCAGCUGUUUAGUCGAAGGUUCCGAUUGAUUGGUGUGUCCGUGAUUAGUACAGCCAACGUGUAGGAGCCGUGUAGCAGUGCGUGUAUAAACAAUAUCGUGUGUAUGGGUACAGCAGCGGAGCGUGGCUAGACGGAGCUCGCACACGGGCAGGCAAGCAGGCGGACAGGCGGGGGGAGCGCGCGUGUAGUGAGGGCCCUGUGUGCUGCCGAGUGUGUGUGUCGUGCAUGAGAGCUGGCAACUUUACCAGAUGUUUGCUACCAUGUUUUUGAACACCUUGACUCCCAAGUUCUAUGUGGCCUUAACUGGAACCUCUUCACUCAUAUCUGGACUUAUCUUGAUCUUUGAAUGGUGGUACUUUAAAAAGUACGGCACAUCCUUCAUAGAGCAGGUUUCACUGAAUCACAUAAGUCCUCUCCUUGGGGGUGGGGAUGCAAGCUCAGAAAGCACAGCCACAAGCAGCAUCAACGGCGCGGCCACCACCAACGGUGGCACUAUCAUAUCCAAUGGCAGCGUGGAGAAUGGCAGUCGAGCUUCUAGUCAGCAAUCCUCUUUACCUGGUCAGUCAUCAAAAUGUAAAGUCUGGCGGAACCCCUUAAACCUGUUCCGUGGUUCUGAGUACCAGAGGUUUAACUGGGCGACGGGGAAAGAACCACUGACAUACUAUGACAUGAACCUGUCUGCCCAGGACCACCAGACCUACUUUACAUGUGAGGCAGACACAGGCAAGCCUGAAUAUGAAAUUAUGCAGAUGGCAUGGAGAGAGAGGAACCCCCAAUCUCGCAUUAAGGCUGCACACAAUGCUCUGGAAAAGAACCCCGAAUGUGCCACAGCAAUGGUGCUUUUAGCAGAAGAGGAAACAACCACAGUUUUAGAGUGUGAGAAAAUGUUCAAGCAAGCAUAUAAAGCAGCUGAAGGCAGUUAUAGAAAGUCACAGGCCACACAACAUCAGAACUCAACACAAGAAGCUUUGCACCGUCGAGAUAUGAAUGUUUUAGUUUACAUAAAGAGAAGACUUGCUAUGUGUGCUCGUAAACUAGGCAGAACAAGAGAAGCUGUGAAGAUGAUGAGAGAUUUGUUGAAAGAGUCUCCUGUUAUGAACUUCAACAUUCAUGAAAAUUUGAUAGAGGCGUUGCUUGACUUGCAGGCAUAUGCUGAUGUCCAAGCUGUUUUAGCCAGGUUUGAUGACAUCAGCUUGCCAAAGUCUGCUACAAUAUGUUACACAGCAGCCUUGUUGAAAGCAAGAGCAGUAGCUGAUAAGUUUUCUCCAGACAUAGCUUCUAAAAGAGGAUUAAGUACAGCAGAAAUGACAGCGGUAGAAGCAAUUCAUAGAGCUGUUGAGUUUAAUCCACACGUUCCAAAGUAUCUUUUAGAAAUGAAGAGCUUGAUCUUACCCCCUGAACAUAUUUUAAAGAGAGGAGACAGUGAAGCUAUCGCAUACUCAUUCUUUCAUCUGCAUCACUGGAAACGUGUGGAGGGAGCUCUCAACCUUUUACAUUGUACAUGGGAAGGAACAUUUCGUAUGAUUCCCUACCCAUUAGAAAAAGGACAUUUAUUUCACCCUUACCCAACAUGUACAGAAAAUGCUGACAGAGAACUGUUGCCAGCCUUCCAUGAAGUAUCUGUCUACCCCAAGAAAGAGUUACCCUUUUUUAUCCUGUUUACUGCCGGACUGUGUUCUUUCACUGCCCUCCUCGCCCUCCUCACACAUCAGUAUCCUGAACCCAUGGGUGUUGUCGUCAGAACAAUGCUCGGCUGGCUUUAUCUCCCUUUGAGCUACAUACUGGAAAAGUUAGAGGCAAUUUUGCCAUCAAAUCUGCUGCAUCAGCUGUCUCGCAUUUAAUUGACGUAUCAUCCCCUGGUCCAUCACUGACGUCCCUAUCAGGCACAUCAUUAUCACCUUCAUUACAGACUUGGCGCUUUUAUGUUCUUGUUAUUUUGUGUAAGCUGGCCAUUGGCUGACCUAGUUGUGUAAGCUGACCAGUGACUGACCUAGUUGUGUAAGCUGACCAGUGACUGACCUAGUUGUGUAAGCUGACCAGUGACUGACCUAGUUGACCAGUGAUUGAUCUAGUUGUGUAAGCUGGCCAUUGGCUGACCUAGUUGUGUAAGAUGACCAGUGACUGAUCUAGUUGUGUAAGCUGACCCGUGACUGACCUAGUUCUAUAAACUGACCAGUAACUGAUCUAGUUCUUUAAUGACCAGUAACUGAUCUAGUUGUGUCAUCUGACUGUGUUGACUGACCUAGUUCUGUAAAGCAACCAGUGACUGACCUAGUUGUGUUAGCUGACCAAUGACUGACCUAGUUGUGUAAGCUGACCAUUGACUGACCUAAUUGUGUAAACUGACUAGUGACUGACCUAGUUCUGUAAACUAACCAGUAACUGAUCUAGUUGUGUCAUCUGACCAUUGACUGGCCUAGUUCUGUAAGCUGACCAGUGACUGACCUAUUUCUUUAAGCUGACCAGUGACUUACCUAAUUGUGUAAACUGACUAGUGACUGACCUAGUUCUGUAAACUAACCAGUAACUGAUCUAGUUGUGUCAUCUGACCAUUGACUGGCCUAGUUCUGUAAGCUGACCAGUGACUGACCUAUUUCUGUAAGCUGACCAGUGACUGGCCUUGUCUGCUUAGUACAGUAGUCGGCAACCUUGUAGUACUAAACCUUUAUUGAUCAAACAGCUCUGUAUAAUAACUAGAUACUUAAAAAGAUUGGUAAAAUGGGUUUUAAUUGUAAUUUCUACAGUCUACUUCAUCAGGACCAUUGUAUAACUAACACUCUCUGUGUGAUUUCUUCUUCAUACUUUUAAAACAUCUCUGUACUUGUAAAGGUUGCUGACCCUUGACCUAGUGUAAUAACUGGCCAGCUACAAGUCCAACUGGUGUUAUUGGCCAAUGACUGGCUGUGUCCACUUAUUGUAAGCUGGCCGCAUCCACUGUUUGCUGGCCUAGCCGUAGACUCAUUGACUGAUAUUUUUUCUGUUGGCUACAAAAACCAACCCAACUCUCUGGGGUAUCAUAUCAUGUGUUAGUGCUUCAGGCUGUGGUGUAGCCUCAACACCCUGCUACAUCUGGCUACCACAGCUGACAGACAGGUCCUGUUGUACAAACACAAUUCUCUCCUGUUGGUCAAUAGAAUUUCUGGACCAGCGCUAUCUCAAGAUUUCACAUCCUUGUACGAAAUAAUUGUGGCAAAAAAAGGGUAACAAUACAGCUAUCACUAUGUUUUCUAGAAAAAUUGUUUUCUAACUUGUUAUUUAAUCACCAAAAAAAUAAAAGGCUAAUUUACAUGACUGUUGCUGAUUGGCUAGCACAAUUCAGGUUUGUUCCUGGGCAGGGAGAUAACUCCAGAAUUUUAUUAGGUUUAACAGUUAACUAGAUGUUAUUAUUGACAGUUAGUGUUAAGCUUCUCUGUUAACUAAAAUAAUGUUUAUGCUUUCAAAAUGGUUAUAUUACAUGGAAGAGGAAGUAUAUUCUCCUGUAUUAAAAGUGUAAUAGAUUGGUACAAAUUAGUGUUAAAAUGGUCUGUUCCUCUGGUAUAUGUUUUAGAGGUAAAACAGACAAUUCUCUUAAAUAAACAUUAAAAGAGUAAUAGCAUUGGUACUAUUUGCGUGUAAUUAUCUAAAAUGUGAUACUGUAUUAUUAACUUGAUAGAUUUAUGUGUCAAGCUAAAGUAAAUUUGAUGAACUAAAAAAAA